AAGGAUCUUUUGAAUAUCUCAAAGCUCCAUUAUCGUUGUCUUCACUUUUUCAGCUGCUUCAGUAGCUCUCUCUCUCUCUCUCUUUCUACUUCGCCGGAGAGCAGCGGGCACCGGUGGUUGCAACAAUGGCGAGCGGGGGAGGCUACGGCGACGCGAGCCAGAAGAUAGACUACGUAUUCAAGGUGGUGCUGAUUGGGGACUCCGCCGUCGGGAAGUCUCAGAUACUGUCCCGAUUCGCGAGGAACGAGUUCAGCUUGGACUCCAAGGCCACCAUCGGCGUCGAGUUCCAGACCCGGACCCUAGUCAUCGACCACAAGAGCGUCAAGGCUCAGAUCUGGGACACUGCUGGUCAGGAAAGAUACAGAGCUGUCACCAGUGCAUACUACAGAGGUGCUGUCGGGGCAAUGCUUGUAUACGACAUAACAAAACGCCAGACCUUCGACCACAUACCCCGCUGGCUAGAAGAGCUCCGGAGCCACGCAGAUAAGAACAUCGUGAUUAUUUUGAUCGGCAACAAAACCGAUCUCGAAGACCAGCGAGCUGUCCCAACUGAAGAUGCCAAGGAAUUCGCUGAGAAGGAAGGGCUCUUCUUCCUGGAGACAUCUGCCUUGGAAGCUACCAAUGUCGAGACAGCCUUCUUGACUGUGUUGACUGAGAUCUUCAACAUUGUGAACAAGAAGAACCUAGUUGCAGACGAGAGUCAAGGCAAUGGUAACCCGGCCUCGUUGUCGGGCAAGAAGAUCGUCGUCCCUGGUCCUGCACAAGUAAUCCCUGCUAAGAGCAACACUUGCUGUAGAUCGUCUUGAAUUGAUUGUUAGAUGGAAGAGGAGUAUUGGGCUCUAGAAUUGGCUGGAUGUAUUAGGUCCUGAAUAGGAAUUUUUGAUACGAGAUUGCAAUUUCACUGUAUAUCAGAUAUGAUAACUCUAGAUAUUACGCACUAGAUCCCGGAUCGAUCUGUUAAGGUUAUUCUUUGUUGUGUUUGCUAUCAUAUAUAUAUUUUAUAUUUUUCUGAUCUUA
Punica granatum (pomegranate) is the source of this 1017-nucleotide messenger RNA. The record is from RefSeq and is a predicted model, not a curated record. Lineage: Eukaryota; Viridiplantae; Streptophyta; Magnoliopsida; Myrtales; Lythraceae.